AUGACAGCAACUUUGAAAAAUGGAUAGUUAGAGUUUUAUACAUCUGAUUAAUAUGAUGAACAUAUGAUUCCUCCAAACUACACAAUCGCUUAGCAACAUUAACUCGCCUGUAAAGUAGGUAUUCCUAACCCCUAUAAGGAGGGUGAAACAGUAAAUAUUUGCCCUUGUUGCAAACAACAAAUCCACAAAACACAAAUUGACUUACAGAGGGAUGAGAUGGCCUUUUCUUUCCUAGGUUCAGGCUAUCCACUCUAUUUUAAUUUCAUAAAAUGUUGUCUUAUGAUAGUGGGAGUACUGUUCUUAACAUCUGGACAAUACUAACUUGUUUCAAACUUAACUAGCAACGAUUGUGAAGAUUUAGUUGUUUAAGUGCAACAUCAAUAUAAAGAAGUGCAAAAACAAGAUUCAUGGAAAGAAUAAGUACAUAAUUAUUGUUUAAAUGAUUGGAUUGCACGAUCAUCAUUAGCGAAUAAAAGAUUUUAAACAAUUUUAACUUAGUUGCCACAUUAUUUUAAUUUUUCCAGUGUCAUCUUCAUUUUAGUCAUAAUAUUCUUCUUUAGAAAAUCUUAAUUAAUUAUAGACAAUGACUGUGAUAUUAAAGAAAAUACACCUUCUGAUUACACUUUGAUUGUUAAAGACAUUCCAAAGGACUGCAAACAAUAAUAAUUAAAAGAAUUUUUUGAAAAGAAAUUUGAGGUAGAAGUUAUGGAAAUAGAUUAUAUCUUCUAUGCUAAUACUCUAAAGGAUAUGGAAUUAGAAUUGGAAGAAAUAGUCAAAUUACAGAAAAUUGCUCUAGAAAAGAAUGAUAAUGAUCAAUUAUUAAAUUUAAAUGAAUAGAAAAAGCAAAAGCAAAAUUAGAUCACCGCUGAAGCAUUAAGAAUCUAAUCUGACUUCGAUUUAUUUUCUGGAACAGCUUUUUUAUCUUUGAAAUAUGAGGAUCACAAAUAAAUAAUUUUAAAAUCUUCAAAUUAUAGAACGAAAUAAGUCAUCUCUAAUAUAUUUUUUGGAUGUAUCAUUUAAGAAGCAAAGAGCCUAGAGCUUAAUGAUACCUUUAUAAAAGUUGAUCAAGCUCCUGAACCUGGAGAUGUUAUUUGGGACAAUAUUGUUCACAAUGAUAAUAGAAGGUUUUGGGUUAGAUUGCUUGGUUUCACUUUUUCUUAAAUUGUAAUAGCUUUGUUCUUAAUUACAUUGCUAGAAUUGGCUAAAAUUUAAGCAAAGGAUGCCUCAAAUGUUCCAGCCACCUUAGUUGAUGUAGAAACUGAUUAGGGUGUUAAUAUGAGCUCAAUGAUAGCAGCCUUAUUAACUACUUUUAUAAAUUCUUUUGUUGUUGGACGCCUUUCUAAUUUUCUAGUGGGUUUCGAAAGUUAUGAAACCUAUUCACUUUAUACGGUAUCAUUAGCUUCCAAAUUAUCAUUGAUGUUGUUUGUUAAUUCAGCUAUUAUUGCAUUUUUAGCAAGCACAAUAUACACUCGUAAUUUAUUUGGGCCAGGUGGUCUCAUUUACACAGAAACAUAUUUUUUCAUGACAAAUGCAAUAAUCCCACCUAUAGUUACUCUUGUUGAUCCAAACAGAAUAGUAAAAUCAUUGAAAUUAUGGUGGAUUAAGAAGUUCAACAAAGCCGUAACUCAAAAAGAAUUAAAUAGUUUAUAUGAACAUAGUGAGCAUAUGAUAGAGUUGAAAUAUGCUGAUAUAAUGAAAACUCUAUUUAUUACAUUUUUCUAUACUCCAUUGACUCCUGCUGGGUAUAUCACUAGUUUUGUGGGUUUGGCAUUAUAUUAUGGAGCAGAAAAAUAUGUUAUUUGUAAUAGAAUGACUGUUAAGCAUACUCCUUCGGUUCAAUUAUCAAUUUUGAUGACAGAAAUGAUGGAAUAUCUACCAAUUAUUUAUGCAGCAGGAUACUUAAUUUUUAACUAUUAAAUAACUGGAAGUACGAGUUAUUGGGCUAUUGCCUCAAUUCUCAUUUCAUUUUUAAGUUCUGUUUUACCAAUGUAAUAUUUUGUUGAAAGUUGUUUUAAAUAAGAAGAGUAGGAUGAAACUACAUCAUAUAAUGAGGCGAAAGUGAAUUUUUCAACAACAUAUUCCCUCUAAAAUCCAGUGAACAAAUAUAAUAAAGAAGAAUAAGUUAUUAAAAGUUAGAUCAAGUCGAAAAGUCAAUCAUAAUUGUGA
Molecule: messenger RNA, 2166 nt
Organism: Paramecium tetraurelia
Lineage: Eukaryota; Ciliophora; Oligohymenophorea; Peniculida; Parameciidae
Exons: 5
Cellular component (GO): plasma membrane
Molecular function (GO): calcium-activated cation channel activity
Source: RefSeq, a predicted model, not a curated record